This is a messenger RNA of Dicrocoelium dendriticum, 1503 nucleotides long. The record is from the annotation of a GenBank genome assembly. NCBI's taxonomy places the organism in Eukaryota, Metazoa, Platyhelminthes, Trematoda, Plagiorchiida, Dicrocoeliidae.
AUGACGAAGGAAACACAGUCUGCGGUUAUGUCUACCCCAUCCGCUGAACAUCGACGUCACAGUCUGAAACAUAACCUUAUUUUUGAGGGAACGGCUAAGACACCUAAGGCAAGAGACGACGAGACUCCCAAAUUAUCCAGCUCAGUCAAGAAGGAUGCGGGUAAAUUGAAACGUCCUCGCCAAGAAGAUCAGCAGUCGCCUCUUCAAUCACCUGAAUUUCCUAAUACUCCGUCUACGAAACUGAAGAAAUCACGCACUCAGGAGGUUGCGUCAAGCCCUUCUAUGGAAAAUGGACGACACAGCUUGAGUCUUAGCUCUCUUGCUGAGGGGGCGGCGAAAGCACAAAAGCUGGCUGGCGACGGGACGCCGAAUUCAACCAAGAAGGGUGUGAGUAAAUUGAAACGUCCCCGGGAAGAGGAUAAGCAGUCGCCUAUUCAUUCACUCCAAUCGCUUAAUUCUGAGCCUAUGAAGCCCAAGAAAUCGCGUGAAGAGAGAGGUUCUGUCACAGAAAACGCUACCUUUAUGGAUGAUCCACAACAGAAAGUUCAGCUUCUCGGCAUGAUUCGCCAGCGUAUUGCCUCCCUGAAUGCACGCACUCUUUUCGUGCGGAAACUGCCUCGAAGCACGAUGGCCUCCCAUUUGCGAUCAUUGUGCCCCACCUCAGUCAACGCUCGUUUGCAUCGCAAGACAUCCGAUAAAAGGCGCAAAAUCGCUUUUCUCGUAUUCAAAACAGAAAAGGCCACACGAGAAGCUCAACAGUCUGUGAAUGGCAAACUGAUUUCAGACAGACCUAUAGUUGCGCAACUCUGUUCAGAACGCGCAUCGCACAAUACGACCGACGUCUCUACGAAUACCAAAUCGUGGCCUAGACCUGAUCAGCUACAACUGCAAAGGUUCAAUCUGAGAAGACUUCACAUUUCUUGCAUCCCACGUAGCGCGACACAAGAUGAGAUAAAACAGCUUUUUCCCAAAUCUGUUUCCUUGCGUUUCGAUGAGUCUGGAGGCAAAUUUGCACCUUAUGCUUGCGAAGCGAAGUUCGCCUCAAAAGUCGAUGCCUUUGAAUCAUUCAUUAGUCAGCACGGAUCACUUUUGCGAGGCUGUCCAAUAAUUGUGAAUUACGCCUUCAAACCGGGCAAACCGAAGCUGCACACCCCUUCCGAUUCUGCGAAACAAUCCAAUCGGUCAUUCCGUGCUAAUCGCCCCAACGUUGGUAUAGCAGUCAAGCGCGACGGAUCACCGACGCAUGAUCAACAGCAGGAUACUGCUGCUCCAUCUCCGGAUAAAAUGAGUGCGGAUGUUGAAAACAAUUUCGACGAGAAUCGUUUGAAGUUGGAGGAACCAGCAAAAAAUUUCAAACUUGCUAAGAAAACAUCAGUAAAGCCCGAACAUGCGUCGUCUAUCGGCUCUGAGGUGGGGAGAAAUACACCUGGAAAGAUAAAUAAGUUGAAGAAAGCCAAGGCGCAUCACAAAACGUUAAAGAUUAACAAGAUUAGAUUACUUUGA